UCUACUACUUUAUUUGCCUAUCCUCUGCUCUAUUCUACAAUUAUUAUUUUAUUAUUAUUAUUCAAACAAAGGGAAAAUCAACCCAAUAUUUUAGGGUUCCGACAGAUUCCCAAUCAAAUCAACCUGCCGUGCCCAUUGAUCCAUUCCAAACCAAAACAUUCAUCAAAAGAUCAAAGUUUCGUUAUUUAUAGCCAGAGGCUUUCUGGGUCCUUUUGAGUUUCUGCCUUUGAUAUUUUUUUUAUUUGUGAGAUUUAAGACCAUUUCUGCAAUGGCUGCUGCUGCUGCUGCAACUUCUGGGGUUGUUGCUGGUAACGGUUCAUCUGCUUCUUGGAUGAAAUUCAAACGAAGGGAAAGGAAGAACAACAAAUCAAGGGUUUGUUGUUCUUAUUAUUCUUCUUCUUCUUCUGUUAUGGAUCCUUAUAAGACCUUGAGAAUACAAAAGGGGGCUUCUGAAUCUGAGGUUAGGAAGGCUUUCAGACAGCUUGCUUUGCAGUACCAUCCAGAUGUGUGCAGAGGUAACAAUUGUGGGGUACAGUUUCACGAAAUCAACGAGGCUUAUGAUAUUGUGAUGGCGAACUUGAGAGGGGAAUCAAAUGAGGCACAAAGUUAUGAGGCAUAUUAUGAUGAUGGUGGAAUUGAUGAGCCACUGAGGGGAAUGAACGAUCCAGAUUGGGACAUGUGGGAGGAGUGGAUGGGGUGGGAAGGAGCAGGAAUUCGUGACUAUACCUCUCAUAUUAAUCCUUACAUUUGAAAUUGUAAAUGUAAUUAUUCAAUCAUAUCAUGAUUGUGCAUUAGUUAAAGUGGGUCUCUUCUUGACCUACUUGUCCCACCAAAGGUGCUGGUUGGUGUACUUUGUAUAUAUUAUAUUAUAUUAAAUAAUUGAAUGUAAAGUCCUCUAUGCAUAAUUGAAGAAGAGGAAAUGUCUCUUUAAUCCUUCAAGUUAAAGACAAAUGAAAGGCUUCCAUCUCAUAAUAAUAUUAAUGUAAACAAUCAUUAUUUGAACAUUAAAAUAAA
Cajanus cajan (pigeon pea) is the source of this 1014-nucleotide messenger RNA. RefSeq names its product Chaperone DnaJ-domain superfamily protein (gene J8). Lineage: Eukaryota; Viridiplantae; Streptophyta; Magnoliopsida; Fabales; Fabaceae. The record is from RefSeq and is a predicted model, not a curated record.